AUGCUUCUGAUCAAUUUCUUAUGCUGGUUGCUCAUAGUAGCAGAUGUUGAUGCCAUCCAUGGCGGAGCAGGCCUUGAAAUUUGCAGAGAAGCAAGAUGUAAACCAGAUGGCCCAGCCAUCCGAUUCCCAUUUAGACUUAAAGGUAAGCAGUCAAUCCAUUGCGGUUACCAUGGCUUUGAUCUAUCAUGCACUAACGAGAACCAGACUCUGCUCGAGAUGUCAUCUCCAUCUAACAACCUUUUCGUUGAAAAGAUUAAGUACACAUCUCAGGAGAUUGAAAUGGAUUACCACAAUAUCCCACCGGGAAAUAUUUUUAACUUCAGUUUAUCUUCUUCUCCCUUACAAUUUGUACCCGGACACAAUUACUAUAAUUAUACCCUAUUUAGGUGUUCAUAUCCAAGGGAAAGGAAUGUAUACACACGCUUUUGUAUGAUGCAAUUGAGCCCUUCGGACCUUGCCAAUCCUGAAAACGGUAUAUAUGCUGUCAACACUCAAUGUUCUGUUGAUAGACUGCCCCUAGACUCUUGUACCAAGCUGCAUGACUAUACAUCAAUUCCAGACAUAUCAUCCCUUCCAAUGAAGUUGCAUUGGUCCAAACCAUCAUGUCGACAUUGCGAAGAGAUGGGCAAGGCAUGUAGAUCAAAGAUUAGUGAAUAUAGUCUUGCACAUGUUCAGACUGCAGAAAGCGAAUGUUUAGAUUUCCCUGAAGAUAGUAGCCGUAGAGGGACUCGCAUAAAGAUAUCAGAUUACAUAGCUCAGAAGCCAAGCAGAUAUUCCUAUGCUGAUAUUAAGAGGAUAACAAAUCAAUUCAAGGACAAGUUGGGGCAAGGGGCCUAUGGAACAGUUUUUAAAGGGAAGCUUUCCUCUGAAUUGCUUGUUGCUGUGAAAAUCCUCAACAAUUCAAAUGAAAAUAAUGGAGAAGAUUUUACAAAUGAAAUGGGAACAAUGGGUCGCGUGCACCAUGUCAAUGUGGUUCGCUUGGUUGGCUUUUGUGCUGAUGGGUUUAUACGAGCUCUUGUGUAUGAAUUCUUACCAAAUGGCUCAUUACAAAACUUUUUAUCAUCAGCAGAUAAUAAAAAUUCUUUCCUUGGUUGGGAUAAGUUGCAAGAUAUUGCUUUAGGUAUAGCCAAAGGAAUUGAGUAUCUUCACCAAGGGUGUGACCACCGAAUCCUCCAUUUCGACAUCAAACCCCAUAACAUUUUGCUAGACCAGAAUUUCACUCCGAAAGUUUCCGAUUUUGGUCUAGCCAAGUUAUGCGCAAGGGAUCAAAGCGCAAUAUCCAUGACAACCGUCAGGGGAACCAUGGGCUACAUUGCACCCUGA
This is a messenger RNA of Prunus armeniaca (apricot), 1323 nucleotides long. The record is from the annotation of a GenBank genome assembly. Lineage: Eukaryota; Viridiplantae; Streptophyta; Magnoliopsida; Rosales; Rosaceae.